Callithrix jacchus (white-tufted-ear marmoset) is the source of this 1638-nucleotide messenger RNA. Lineage: Eukaryota; Metazoa; Chordata; Mammalia; Primates; Cebidae. The record is from RefSeq and is a predicted model, not a curated record.
AUGGAAAACAUUGAACUGAAUGUGCUGGGAAUGGUAAGCAGCUCCUGCAAGCCAUCUGCAGGCAACUCCGACUCUGAGCCAGAGGAAAGGAGCAGUGGCUUCGGGUUGAAGCCACCAAGGCUGGUCCACGGCCAGGCCCCCAGCCAGGUCUGCCCAGCCAUCUGCAGGCAAUUCCGACUCCGAGCCAGAGGAGAGGAGCAGUGGCUUCGGGUGAAGCCGCCAAAGCUGAUCCACGGCCAGGCCCCCAGCCACCCAGCCAGGUCUGCCCAGCCAUCUGCAGGCAAUUCCGACUCCGAGCCAGAGGAGAGGAGCAGUGGCUUCGGGUUGAAGCCGCAGACGCUGAUCCACGGCCAGGCCCCCAGCGCAGGUCUGCCAAGCCAGGAGCCCAGGGAAAAGCAGCGGAGUGUGCUUCGUACGGCAGAUCAGGCCCCGCAGCCAAAGGCACUGUCCCAGAUGGUCCCCAGCAGUGGCACCAAUGGGGUCAGCCUCCCAGCCGACUGCACAGAGGCCGUGCCAGCAGCAUCCCCUGACAAUCCUGCACGGAAGAGUCCUUCCCAAGCUGCCAACGAGGUGUGUGCACUUGAGGAGAAAGAGCCCCAGAAAAAUGAGUCCAGCGAUGCCUCUGAAGAGGAAGCCUGUGAGAAAAAAGACCCCACCACACUACAAGCAUUUGUACUUGGGCAGAACUUGAGGGACGGAGUUAAGCUGAUCAAUGAGAGUGCGGACAAAGCCGACAUGGAGAGUGCUGGACACCCCACCCAGUGCAGACACGCCAGCCGGACAAACUAUUUCCUUCAGCGUAUCAGUUCCAGUUUAGAGAACUCAACCAAUAGUGCCGAUGCCUCCAGCAACAAACUCGUAUUUGGCCAGAAUUUGAGUGAGCGAGUUUUGAGCUUUCCAAAAUUAAAUGAGGUCAGUUCAGAUGCCAGUAGGGAAAAUGCAGCUGCCAACGCGGGGUCCACGUCCUCAUCCCAAGAGGCCACCCCCGAGAAGGAGUCCCUGGCCAAGUCGGCAGCCGCCUACACCAAGGCAAAGGAGCGGAAGUGCUUGUUGGAAAAAAGUGGAAGUCAUCACGGGGAGGAGGCGGAGAGCAACGUGUUACAGAUGUAGUGCAAGCUCUUUGUCUUUGACAAGGCCUCACAGUCCUGGGUGGAGAGAGGCCGGGGGCUGCUCAGACUCAAUGACAUGGCGUCCACUGACGAUGGCACGCUACAGUCCCGACUAGUAAUGCGGACCCAGGGGAGCCUGCGACUGAUCCUCCUCAACACCAAGCUGUGGGCCCAGAUGCAGAUCGACAAGGCCAGCGAGAAGAGCAUCCGCAUCAUGGCCAUGGACACCGAGGACCAGGGCGGGAAGGUCUUCCUGAUCUCGGCCAGCUCCAAGGACACAGGUCAGCUGUAUGCAGCCCUGCAGCACCACAUCCUGGCCUUAGGCAGCCGCGGGGAGUGGGAGCAGGUGGCCAAGAUGCCCGCCCCGGAGCCUGGAGCAGCCCCAUCCAACGAGGAGGAUGACAGUGACGACGACGAUGUCCUGGCUCCUUCAGGGGCAACUGCAGCCGGUGCUAAUGACGAAGGGGACGGGCAGACGACUGGGAGCACAUAGCGGCCGGGAGCCCAGCUGCACACCAGGCUGCUGCUU